GCCCAUGGCGGGGGACGGCUGGGUGCUGGGAGCCGACAGGCGUGGGCUGGGCGACCUCGCGUACGGCCGGGCGGGGAGGGCCCAGGGCCGGGAGGCGGGGCAGAAGGAGACUGGCUCUGCUCCUCUGAACCGCCCCGCACUCCCAUCCCGCGCCCGGCGCCCGGCUGCGUGCCUUUCAGCGUGCCUGCUUCCCCGCCUUCUCUGCUGGCGUUCCCGAGUCCAGUGGUCAUCCCGGCCCGGGGUCCGGGCCUGGGUUCCGCCCUGCAGGCUCCCGGGGGAGAGAAGGAUACGCUCUGCCGGGGCCGCGGGCUCCUGGGAGCCCUGGCUCUGGAGGAAGGAUGCCAAUUCUGCGCUGCUCAGUAACUAUGAGGUGUUCCAGUUACUAACUGAUCUGAAAGAACAGCGUAAAGAGAGUGGAAAGAAUAAACACAGUACUGGACAACAGAACUUGAAUACUAUCACCUAUGAAACAUUAAAAUACAUAUCAAAAACACCAUGCAGUCAUCAGAGUCCUGAGAUUGUCAGGGAAUUUCUCACAGCAAUGAAAAGCCACAAGUUGACCAAAGCUGAAAAACUUCAGCUGCUGAAUCACAGGCCUAUGACUGCUGUUGAGAUCCAGCUGAUGGUGGAAGAGAGUGAAGAACGGCUCACAGAGGAGCAGAUCGAAGCGCUCCUCCACACGGUCACAAGCAUUCUGCCUGCAGGGCCAGAGGCUGAGCAGAAGAAAACUACCGGCUGUGACGUGACAAUGGAUGAAGAGGACCCGGCAUAGAAGAGCACAACUGGGCCAAGCAUCUCAUGAAGUUGAAAGGCCAGCAGCUGUUUUUCAGACAUAGAGGACUGUUUGUUUAGUUUUACCCUCUAUCCCAACCUACCUGAUUUCAUGGUUAGUUAUUAGUGAGUUGGGUAAAUCACAAAAGUAAGCCUUUCUCAAAAAUAAGCUGAAGAGAGAAAUAUCUUUGCAUCCAGGAGAGGAAACAUGAAGACAGGCUGAGGUUGUCAGGGCAGAGAGCUAAAGAAAGGAGGGCCUAGUCCAGGGGUGGGCAAACUUUUUGACUCGAGUUCCACAAUGGGUUCUUAAACUGGACCGGAAGGCCGGAACAAAAGCAUGGAGGGAGUGUUUGUGUGAACUAAUAUAAAUUCAAAGUAAACAUCAUUACAUAAGAGGGUAUGGUCUUUUUUUUUUUUAGUUUUAUUCAUUUCAAACGGGCCGGAUCCGGCCCGCGGGCUGUAGUUUGCCCACAGCUGGACCCUAGUCAAAGAGGACAAUGACUGGGGAACCCUCUGUGGGAAAAAUAAUUCUUUUGUGGCCUUUGCCACGUUUGUGGGAAAGUCCUUUAUAUGCCGCUAGUACAAUACUUGCGUUGCCUUUGUGGGCUGUCCCACAAAUUAGCUUCAUCUACUUCCUCAGGGACUUCCCAAGCAGGGGCGCAGAGUGCUGUUGUAAUGAGAACUGAGUUAGCAGAGUCCAGUUAGAUGGCUAAUCACUCCUAGACCAACUCUAGGUUAAAGUGAGCUGCUGAACUUGGCUCACCUUAGAGCAGCGGUUCUCAACCUGUGGGUCGUGACCCCUUUGGGGGUUGAACGACCCUUUCACAGGGGUCACCUAAGACCUUCGGAAAACACAUAUAUAAUUACAUACUGUUUUUGUGAUUAAUCACUAUGCUUUAAUUGUGUUCAAUUUGUAACAAUGAAAUUGGGGGUCACCACAACAUGAGGAACUGUAUUAAAGGGUCGCAGCAUUAGGAAGGUUGAGAACCACUGCCUUAGAGGAAUCUUUUCCUCAAGAACGGCAGAGAUAAAAAAAGAACAGGUCUGCCAACCCUUCAUCAGGUCUAAAGGCCCUUUUCCUCUAUGGCGUGGGCUUUGUUUACCAGCCCACUAUUUAGUCUUAAAUGUUCAGGCACAGCUCAUUCCAACUGAAAAGGCACUUCAAACUGAUUGACUGGCAACAAAUGCAGUGUUGGUUGCCUUUCUGACUGCCCUGGGCAGGUGCCACCUUGGAGACCAGGUGAGCUUCAUUUGCACAACAGGCAAAUUAUUUGCAUCUUUAAAAAGGGUACAGUUAUGCACUCUUUUCAUAGAAUAUGUAAGAAAUAGAGGUUGAUUAAUGAGAAUUUGAAUUUAUUGGCUAUUGCAGGGUUUCAGUUUUUAAAUUUUUAAAAUAUUUUGAUAAUUAUGUGAAGAGCUUGUUAAUAAUAUUCAAGCAUUAGAGAGUUUAGUAGCUCCCAGAUAUGUGAUUGCUUUUGGUCCUAGGGAUAUUGAAAGCAAAUCUAAUUUCCCAUAUUUAUUCUUCUCCCUAUUUGGGGAAGAAAAUAGCCAUAGACAUUAAUUUUCCAAAUUGGCACUCAUUUGUUGUAAGAUUACAUAUUUUCAAUGCUGCUGUUAAUUGGGUUACUUCCCAUUCCCUGUGAUUUCUAGGUUUUUAUUUUCUUUACCUCCUUCCCUCUCCCAGUUAUAAUAGUGUCAGUCUUAAUCUUAUCGUCUAAGGAUCAGGGAGAUCUGCUUACAGGCAACAUUAAAUGAACAGGACAUUUAUUUUUAAAUCUUUCUUGAGUAUUGGGAAUUUUACCAGGGGCUAUUUUUGUUAGUCAAGGCAUACAUGUGCUUAUGUAUUGUUUCAUCUUAACCAUGAGUGUGUUAGAUUCUUUUGCUUGAUGGAUUUAAGGCUUAAUCCACUUAAUAAUAAAUUGUUUCCAGGUGACUGCCAA
Molecule: messenger RNA, 2711 nt
Organism: Myotis myotis
Lineage: Eukaryota; Metazoa; Chordata; Mammalia; Chiroptera; Vespertilionidae
Gene: CRCP
Product: CGRP receptor component
Exons: 6
Coding region: 5-772 (255 amino acids)
Biological process (GO): transcription initiation at RNA polymerase III promoter
Cellular component (GO): RNA polymerase III complex
Molecular function (GO): nucleotide binding
Source: RefSeq, a predicted model, not a curated record